Dreissena polymorpha is the source of this 7049-nucleotide messenger RNA. RefSeq lists its product as uncharacterized. The record is from RefSeq and is a predicted model, not a curated record. Lineage: Eukaryota; Metazoa; Mollusca; Bivalvia; Myida; Dreissenidae. Bases 217 to 1248 code for a protein of 343 amino acids. The transcript is spliced from 7 exons.
GCCGCUAAUCGAGCACAGAUUGAAAAGUUAAUCAAGCUUACCUAAUGAUUUUGGCAAUCGAUAGUUUAUUGUGUUAUUGUGUUAAUUUUACUUACUCCAUUGGUUAAUCAAAGAUUUUUCUUUGAAAAAUGAGCUGACUGAUGGCGAUGUUCUGUUGAAAUUGUGAUGGUUCAUUAUAGAAGAUUUCAUAGAGGAGUGCUAUGAUGUAGAGUAGACAUGGGCACCUGCUAUUCCAAAGCUGGUCACGAGGCUGGGGCCCAAAGCAAGGAGAAGAGGCCCAAGGAGAAAAAGGGAGAAAAGAAUGGGCAUGCAGAUUCGGUUAAAAAUCACUUGGUUGUGCCAGAAAUCCAGAAAGACCUUAGUGACACUAUUUACACCGAGGACAGCCACAUUCCAUGCCCGAACAUUGACAAUUGUCUCAACAAAAGUCAGCAGACAAGCUUGGAAAAAUUGACACGGGAUGCAAACAAGAAUAUUGAGACCAAAACAUUUGAAGAUUUUGUCAACAAAGACGAGUGUCUAGCCAUAGAAACCGAAUGGGGGGAAAAUGAUUUUGCAGAUGCAAGAACUGCAUUGCUCAGUAAACAUGUGGAUAUGGAUGUUCCCGAUGGAAAAGUAUCUGCAUCCGAUAGCGGUAUUGUUGUAGAAUUGUCCUGUAAGAACUGUGAUAGGGUUGAUCCGUACUCAGAUAGUUUUGAGUCAAGGGUUGAGCUUGUCGAUGACGUAUGGAAUGCGAAUAAAACAGACAGUGAAACGUCACCAGAAAAAGCUGGCAAGUAUUCUGACUUGUGUAUGGGUAUAACCGAUAGACGCUCGCAACAAAUAAAUCAAGUAUCAGAACAUUCCGUCUCCCGUAGUGACGUGGGUGGCCAUGAAGACUCUACUAAAGAGUCGGUCACAUCAAUAGACCGACUUAGUGAGCAUAGCAGAGUGUCUGAGCCUGACUUUGAUAAAAUCCGACUAGCCCUGCAUAGGCCAUCGUCUGUUGGAAGUCCCACGGAUCACAGGUCAUUCCUUGACAGCUCUGAGGCCAGUUUCGAGAUCUCCUCGGGUCUCCAGCAACCUGAGGUUAUGACGAUGACAAUGAACGGACGAGAGGUGGUCAUCAUUGACGCUGACCUGUUCUCACAGAUCAUAGAUGAGAUUCAGAUCCUGAAAAUGAAGCUGAGCCAGUUGACCGAGGUUAUACAGGACGGAGAGGAGGGUGAAGUAGGAACCAGUGUCUCAGUGUUGUCGUCUUCAGCAUAAUAUACAUAUUCCUUCCAUUAUGUGCAAUCAUCAUUUCCACAUGUCGUCAUUACCCGCAAUGCUCACGAUUGGUCUUUCCUAGAAAACAAAAGAUGAAGACAGCGUAUCUCAGUGGUAACCUGACACUAUUGCAGCUGACAUCUUGUGAUCGAUCAAUCAUCUUCGUUUGUGGUCAUCGAUGCUUAUUAUUGCAGAACACAUCAUCUGUAUCUGUUGAUUGUUUCGUCCGCACAUCGUGAUGUAGUGUGCUUACUGCGUUGCUUUUUAGGUCAAUUAACCCUUUUCCACUAAGAUACGUAUUUUGACACAUUUUUAGUCCCUUAGAAAGUUACAUUGAAUGAAGGACCUUUCUUACUAGAUUUAAGUUUUUAAGGCUUCAUUUCCAAACCUUAGAUACUGAUGAGCAGCAAACAGCAUAAAACCUGAAUAGACUGCGAGGUUACUCACAGGCUGUUGUGGUUUUAUGCUGUAAGCAAAUUGCCAUUUUCACCUUGCUUCUGUGUGGGAAAGGUUUAAUACUGCUGUUGUAUACAUAAUGAAUCAACAUUGAUUUUGAAGGAAUUUUAACAAAUUACUCAAUCUUUAAGGUAACCCAAACAAUUGUCUGAAUACAUUUUCUGGUUGUGAUAAUUAUAUAAUGCUGAACAAGCAAUUGUCGUCUAAAUAGUAAAGGCGUUUUAAAUAAUUUCUUAAUAUUAUUAAUUAUUUGGAUAUAUACUGAUCAUCUGCUGUAGCUUUUUUAUUAACAUAGUUAUAUAUAUAAAGCUAUAUAUUUUUGGACAGACUGUUUGACAGCUACAUCAUUGUUAAUACAUAAAUACAUAGCCUGAAGAUUUUCAAAACAAAUAGCCUGAUUUCCAUAGUAAGAGGCCUUUUUUUGUGUGGCACCCUAGCAACCCUGAUUUGUUCACAUAUUUUAUAUCAAUCUGUUCAGUCAUCAUUUUGAUAGGUUAAACACUGAAAUAGUGGAAUAAUAUUUAUAUAAAUCAUAACUGAAAUAGUGGAAUAAUAUUGAUAUAAAUCAUAACUGAAAUAGUGGAAUAAUAUUGAUACAAAUCAUAACUGAAAUAGUGGAAUAAUAUUGAUAUAAAUCAUAACUGAAAUAGUGGAAUAAUAUUGAUAUAAAUCAUUGAAUUAAUCUUCUUUAGACUAACAAACCUUUUAAUAAUAAUAAAUAUGUAAACAAAUAUAUUUGCAUUUACACGUGCCACAAAUUUUGGUUAAAUUUUGUUAAAUUGUCUUUUUCCAAACAAAAUCUCAAAAUCGCACGUUUUUAAUCCAAAAGAACAACAUUUGUGUGAGAAAAUUUUCUAUAGAUAAAUAACUGAAGUUUUAUCUGAGAUAUACAUGUAAAAUGUUUUACAAAAUAUUGGGUUGACACAUCUAUAGGAAUGGAUGACAUAGGAAAGAAGGAUACAUGUUUGUAUUUGCAUUACAUUAAUAGAGGUACAGCUCUAGUCACACAAAAGUCAUUCAUACCGGUACUAUAUGCUUAGUUGGUAUUUAAUAAAUUUAAUAGAUAUGUCUGUAUGUGAGUGAGUGUUUAUAUAAUUUAUAAUGUAUAACUUAUGUAAUAUAUUAAGGAUAAUUGUAAAAUGCUUAACAUAUCAGAAUACUAUGAGACAAUUAUGGACCUGUUUUAGGAAUGGGAGUGUAUGUUUUUUGGUAUUUGUUCGUUAGUUGGUCUUUCUACCCAAUGACCAUUUCUUAUCUGCAGAGAAUAUUUCGACCUACACUUUAUUACAGUUGUGUAAGCUGGUUACUAUGCAUUGUUAAGAAAGCGGUUCUUGAAACGCAAAUGAAUUGUGACAAAAUGGCACGAAGGGGGAGGGGGGGGGAGGUUCAGGCAUAUCAGUGACAGUUAAAGUUUCCAAAUUUUUGAAUAACUUUAACUUGAAAAACAUAAUUAACAACUUAUUGUAUAGGUUGCAAUUUUAUUGUAUUUAUGAGAAAUUAAAAAAGUUAUACAUCUUUUAUGAAUGUGUAAGCUUAGCGAAUGUUAAUUAAUUUGCAAUGUGUUCUUGCUUCUCCUGUUGUGAUCUUUUUUGCUUUUUGCAGUGUGAGUUGAGUUUUAAACCAUACCCCCAACAAAAGAACACUUGUUUUGCUGUACUCAUAUGAUGAAACACAAGGUCAUCAUAUGAUAUCCAGAGAACUUGAUGGAUUUCAAAGAUUUAAGGGAGAGCCGUGUUCUUUGAAAACUGGGCGAAAUGCAUGUGCUUAAAGUGUCGUGAUAACAGGCUUAAUAGAGACGACACUUAGCUUUUAUGGAAAGUUUUUGUUUAUAGGAAAUCUAGUUUAGAAGGAAAGUGUCUACCCUGAUAAGGUUGUCUAAUCUUGGACGAAACACUUUAGGCACAUGCAUUAAGCUAUGUUUUCCCAGAACAAGGUUAAAGAAAAUUUUCAGCAAAGACAUUAUUAUUUCCAGGCCCAAGAUGAUGAUGAGCAGCAAACAGCAUAAAACCUGAACAGCCUGCAAAUUACCCGCAGGCCGAUUUGGUUUUAUGCUGGUGGCAUAUAGCAUUUUCUCUUUUUGCUUCUGAGUGUACAAACAUUCAGCCUCUACGCAUUUGCAGUCAAUAAUACACUGUGUAAAUAGUUUAGUGUUGUUCAUUCAUGUGUUUAACAUCAUUUUUAGUGCUGUUUACGCUAUUAGGGAAGUGCUCAUUGUUUGAACAGAUAACCAUUCGUUUCUAUGCAAAUGAUGUACAUUUAUAACAUGUUAUAAUGAUUGAAGGAAGAUACCCUUAUCCUAACCCAUUUGGAUACAUUUAUAUAUAACCCUUACAGUGCUGGAACCGAAUUUUAAAGGCCUUUGCAAACAGUUUGGAUCCAGAUGAGACGCCACAGAACGUGGCGUCUCAUCAGGAUCCAAACUGUUUGCUAUUCUGAUAGUGUUCUUUGAAAAAAAUCUAAGAAAAUGCUAAUUUUAGAAAUUCAGCAGAAGACAUUUUAGCAGACGACAAAUUUCCCAGCAUGCAAAGGGUUAAGAUGAAGAGUACUAUGUUAAGAGCAAUUUAUGGUACAAGCAACUAACCGAAGACACUAUGUUGUAUUUGUAUUAAUAUUGAAUAAUAAUAAUUUUAUUUUAAGAUGACUUUUUGAGAUAAAAAAGUGAUUGUCAGUUUAUUAUGUUCUGGUCAUACUGUUUGUCUCAAAGAUUGACAUCCCUUGUUGUCAUGGAGACCUAGGCAUAAAUGUGUGGCUGUCUGAUGGUCAGUUUUGUAGCCACCGUUGUGACAUUGUGUCUAAGUUUACCUUGUGACAUUGAGGAAAGACAAAUAUUUUGUCAACUUUUUAGCUCUCCUAAGCAAAACGUGCUAAUGAUGAGCUUUUGUGAUCACCUUUUGUCUGUUGUUCAUCAUGCGUCAUAAAAUUAUCCCCUGUGAAAACUCUACAGGCCAUAUUAAUUGCUUGAUCUUCAUAAGACUUGGACAGAACAUCUGUCCAAUUCAUGUCUAAGUCGAGUUAAAAAACCUGUUAAUGUGGGGACAAGAACUAGGUCACUAGGUUUAAUUUAAGAAUAAGUUGCUCAGAACAUUUGUCGUAAUGAUUAUUUUAUCAAGUUGAAAAUGGUUUCCAGUCCGUUAGAAAAAUAAGGCUGCUUGGGGGUUGUGAGCAGUUUUCCUUACAUGGAUAAUGUGAAAAGUUGUGAACAAGCUAGAAGUCUUAUUUUUUCGCCCGAUCAUCAUGCCCGAUCAUCAUAAAUCUUGGGUAGAAUAUUAGUUCUAUUGACAUCUUGGCUGAGUUCGAAAGGGUGAAUUUUCUUAUAUACCUUUGGUAAACCUUCCCUUGUGAACACUCAAUUGGGCACAAUGGUUUUCCAUAUAUUUCUAUAAUGAAACAUUGUUAAUUCUUUAGUGGUCAUAUUUGUUUACAAAAUAUAUCAGACAAUGGUUCUGAUUGAUUGAAUAGCAUGGCUAGCAGGGAGUAAGGGAGUUCUCCAUACAUUUGUACAGUGACACACGUUAGUGGUCAUAUUGUUAACCCAAUGAUUAUAAAAUGUGCCCAGAAAAUGUGUUCAAAUGAUAUCUGAGCAGAGUUUCGAGAUAGUUAAGUAAUAUCCAAAAAGAGCAUCUGGUGGUAGGUUUGUAGGUUUCCUUAUAUGGCUAUAGUUAGACAAAAUAACCUGUUAAGUUCCUUUCGGUCUCAGGUGUGCGCUUUAGGGCCUUUUGCUCACUUGUCCAGCUGAUGUAUUGAUAUUUAUGUUACAUAAUGAUGAUUCCCUUAGCCAGUUGUGUUUAUAAAUGUGGAAUAUGGCACGUGUGACAUGCUUGUGGCAUUAUAUACAGGUUGUCAUUGAUUUUUAGUUUUGAAAUGUCUCUUGUGUACUGACAUAUCAGAGUUUUUAUUUUUAAAAUAAUAUAUAAAAUAAUGAUAAAAACUUUGCUUCCAAAGUAAAGGUUUGUGGCUUUCCCUAUUAAAGCAAUUGUUUUUACAGGUUGUCGUUUAUUCCACAAUUCACAACUGUUUUUACAUUUUUUCAAUCUUGGGGGCUUAUUAAGAAUAAGGUUUAAAAUAUUAUAUGUGUCUGUUAUGAAUUGUGAAAUGCGCUUGAUUAGACCAAAGUAUAAGAAAACAGCCAGUUACUUAAAGAAUAAUAUUAUUUUAAGAAAUUUCUCUAAGGAUUUUUUAAAUCUAAAAUAAUAACUAUUUAACAUAGAACUUGCAUUUCCCAUGGCAGUCAUGUAGAGAAACAAAUACAAUUUUAAGGUCUCCCAAUCAAACUCAAGUAAAUGGCUUAUCUAGAUUAAAAAAAUAUAUUUUCUUAUACAUUAAACAUGGUUACAACGUUAAGGGUUAAGAAGACCGGCAGUCAUGGUUUCUACUGCUAAAAGGUUUUGCAGCGGCUUAAAGCUUUUCAAUAAAAAUUAAUGUUACAGCAGAAGGAGUACACUGAUAAACCAGUUCUUUAGCUUUGAAAUAUUGCCCUUAUGCCUGUCAGAUAAAUCAUAGAGCAAUUGGGAACAUUUCAUGGAAAACGUAUUACUAGUGCUAGAUCCUUUGAUUCAAAUUUACAAUUAUAAGACUUGACAUAAUAAUAAGUCUUAAAAUUUGCACCAAUGUAAAUUGCAUCUGAGGAACUUCUGUAGCCUUGAAUUGAAGCUUUCAUAUCAUCCAGCGCAGCACACUGAUGGUCUUCUCAUAUCAUAAUUUUCCAGCUUAAGCUAUGAUGUGCCAUCUGCCAUUUCAGGGCCCCAAUAAAAAAAUUCUUAAGUUUGAGCCUGGUUAUAUUUUUACAAAAGUAAAAAAAAAAUUUUUUAUGUAUUAUUUAAUUUUAUUUUAUAUUUACAGUUGUGAAUUGUAGAAUAAAAGCAUAUUUUCAAAUGUUUGCUCCAAUCAUCGAUAGUUUUAAUUUUGAGGACUUAUAAGAACUUAAAUUGGAGUUAUUUUUGCAUAUAUGUCACUUUUUUGUACUUCCGUUAUAAAUAAAUGUUACAUAUAUUUCCACAUUGUAUGGGAUGCACAAGUUAAGAUUUUAUAUAUCUUUGUAAUUUCAUUUUGUUGUGAUAAUUAUUUCAAAUUAGAUUUGCAAAUGUUGUAGUAUAGUAUGUAUUUAUGAUUUUAUUUAUUGUCAAUAAACCAUACUGCAAGUGGUAAAUGGUUGAACAUGAUGGAACAAUUUAUUUAAAUUUUGUACAUUAAAUGUGUUCAUUUUUGAUUAUCAUUUCCAGUAUAUACUAAUAGUAUGGCCUAAAUAUUCUAAAGAUUAUAAGCGGACCACUUGAAAUAGCUUUAUUUAAUUUUUGAUAAUUGCUAUGUCAUAUUUGAGGACUCAUGAAUAAAUUGUAUGUAAUAUU